AUGCCAAAACAAAAUCCAUAUUUAAUAGAAAAUAAAAAACCUUUUGAAACAGUUCAAGAAUUAAAAAAUGAAGUUCCUAGUUUUGAGGAGUUUAUGAAAACUUAUGAGAGUGAUGAGGGAAUAAUUAACAGUUAUAAUUUUGAAGUAGAUGGUUAUAAAGAUAUUGGAGUGGGAAAAAGGUCUGGACCUAUGCCUUUUGGGAGUGAUUCAUCGAUAGUUGCCAGUUCUCAUUCGAUAAUGAAUGAAAGUGCUUUUAGUGCAUAUCGAGGACAAAAUGCUUUUAGAGAUGAAAGACCAGCUUAUGAUACUUUUAAGGCCUCAUUUCGUGGUAGUCCAGAGGUAAAAUUGUUGGUACUUGACCUUUAUGAGUUGAGACGACUUGAGGAGAAGUGUGAACGAGUUGGAAUAGAGGAAGCAAAAAAUAACUACAAAGAAGAUUUAGAAAAACGAGUUGCUACAAGAAAUCUUAAAGAUUGCAAAAGUGACCCAGAAACAACUCCUAAACUGAUAGAGCAAGAGUUAAAAAGAUUAGAAAAUAUUAGCGAGGAAGAGUUUAAUAAAACUGAUAAUAAAGAAAUUGAUAAUAUUUUUGGUUUAGAAAAUGGGAAACUACCCAAAGAGGAAAAACCAAUUGAAAAAGACAACAAUACCGAAAAUGAAGAAUUAAAAAACAACCGAAAUCUAACUAGUUCAGAACGACAAGAAAGAUUACAAAAAAAUCAGCAAAAAUUAGAGGAAUUAAACUCUUAUUAUAGUGCUGGUUCUCAUUCGAGUUCGCAACCAAAUAAUUCUAAUGAUAAAUUUCCUACUGGUUGA
Molecule: messenger RNA, 816 nt
Organism: Entrophospora candida
Lineage: Eukaryota; Fungi; Glomeromycota; Glomeromycetes; Entrophosporales; Entrophosporaceae
Source: the annotation of a GenBank genome assembly